Messenger RNA from Corvus hawaiiensis (hawaiian crow), 3554 nucleotides. RefSeq names its product THO complex 5 (gene THOC5). The coding region runs from base 1286 to 3400 and encodes 704 amino acids. Gene Ontology annotation, biological process: mRNA export from nucleus; positive regulation of DNA-templated transcription, elongation. Gene Ontology annotation, molecular function: mRNA binding. The transcript has 21 exons. The record is from RefSeq and is a predicted model, not a curated record. Gene Ontology annotation, cellular component: THO complex part of transcription export complex. NCBI's taxonomy places the organism in Eukaryota, Metazoa, Chordata, Aves, Passeriformes, Corvidae.
GGUACUGGGGGUGCUCGGUAUGACCCCCCCAGGCUGGUCACACCCCCUGCCCCAUGUCAUGGGUGCUUCCUGCACCAAAGGCCCCCCACCCAUGGGUGCUGUGAUACACUGAGGUACCCCCCAAAACCCCAGUGUAGCCCUGAUGCUGCUGGGGACCACAUCCUCUGCCCACGGAUUCCUCCAGUGGCGCUGGGAACCCCUUGAUAAACCCAUGGAUACCCCCAAGUGCCAUGAGGGGCCCCAUCCCGUGCUCCCCUCAAGCUCAUGGAUACACCCAGCACCACCAGGGACCCCAUCCAGUUCCCCCCCAAGCUCCUGGAUCCCUCCAGUACCACUGGGCACCCCAAGUGAAGCCCCAGCCCAGCCCUUGGAUACCCCCCAGUGCCAUUGGGAACCUCAUCCCAAGCUCCUGAAACCCCCCAGUGCUACUGUGGACACCACCCCAUGACCCUUCAAGCCUAUGGAUCCUCCCAGUGCCACUGGGAACCUCAUCCCAUGAUCCUCCAAGCCUAUGAAUCCACCCCAGUGCCAUUGGGAACCCCAUCCCGUGAUCCUCCAAGCCCAUGGAUCCCCCCCAGCGCCAUUGGGGACCCCAUCCCGUGAUCCUCCAAGCCCAUGAAUCCACCCCAGUGCCAUUGGGAACCCCAUCCCAAGCCCUCCCCAAACCCAUGGAUCCUCCCACCAUCACCGAGGACCCCAUCCCAUGCCCCCCCCAAGCCCCUGCAUGCCCCUCACCCCACUGGGGAUCCCAUCCCAAGCCCAUGGAUACCCCCCAGUGCCAUUUGGGAUCCCAUCCCAAUCCCAUAGGUACCUCCUGUGCCACUGGGGACCCCAUCCUGAACCCUUUCCAAGCCCAUGGAUGUCCCCCAGUGCCACCGGGGAUCCCAUCCCAAUCCCACGGACACCCUCCAAUGCUUCGGGAGCCCCUAUCCAAGCUCCCCCUAUUCCUGUGGGGGCCCUUCUGCAGCAGGAGCCCCCCCAGUCCCACCAGUGCCCCCAGUGCGAGGGGUCUCACCCCGAGGGCUGCCCCAUCCCCCUCCCCUCCCGCCGGGUUUGCGAGCAAGGACAGCGACCACGCCCCCUUCGCUUAAGCCACGCCCCCUUCGCGCAAACCACGCCCAUUUAUCGAAGCCACGCCCCCCGCCAUGCGGGUCCUCCAGGACAUCAGAUCCGCUAGGGGGCGCCUGCAGCAGUGCCAGCCUCUCGCCGCCGCUCCGCGCUCUGUUGUUCCGUGACGUCACUUCCGGGAGACGCGGAGGCGAGGGCGCGCCCGGCUGGCAGCACCAUGUCCUCCGAGUCCAGCAAGAAGAGGAAGCCCAAGGUGAUCCGCACGGACGGGGUCCCAGCCGAGGGCAAGCGGGGCAAGGGCGACGCUGACCAGGAGACACAAACGCUCCUCUGGAGAGCAAGCACAAGGCUGGAGGAUCCCUCAGGGAUUUGCAUGGAUGCCAGGUACUACAGCGAGGAGAGCGAGGUGGAUCUGCGCGACCCCAUCAAGGACUACGAGCUCUACAGGGAGACCUGCCAGGAGCUCCAGAGGCUCAUGGCAGAGAUCCAGGAGCUGAAGAGCCGGGGCAUCAAGGAAAAUGCCUCGGAGAUCGACGAGCGGCGCGUCCAGAGCUGUGUGCACUUCAUGACCCUGAAGAAGCUGAACCGCCUGGCUCACAUCCGGCUGAAGAAAGGCAGGGACCAGACCCACGAGGCAAAGCAGAAGGUUGAUGCCUAUCACCUGCAGCUCCAGAACCUGCUCUACGAGGUGAUGCACCUGCAGAAAGAGAUCACCAAGUGCCUGGAGUUCAAGUCCAAACAUGAGGAGAUCGAGCUGGUGAGCCUGGAGGAGUUCUACAAAGAGGCCCCCCCUGAAAUCAGCCGCCCUGCCAUCACCCUGACCGAGCCCCACCAGCAGACCCUGGCCCGCCUGGACUGGGAGCUGGAGCAGCGCAAGAGGCUGGCAGAGAAGUACAAGGAGUGCCUGACCAGCAAGGAGAAGAUCCUGAAGGAGAUCGAGGUGAAGAAGGAAUACCUGAGCAGCCUCCAGCCUCGACUCAACAGCAUCAUGCAGGCCUCCCUGCCAGUCCAGGAGUACCUGUUCAUGCCCUUCGACCAGGCACACAAGCAGUACGAGACCGCCCGGCACCUCCCGCCGCCGCUCUACGUCCUCUUUGUCCAAGCCAGCGCCUACGGACAGGCCUGUGAUAAGAAGCUGGUGGUGGCCAUUGAAGGGAGUGUGGAGGAAGCCAAAGCCCUUUACAAGCCACCUGAGGACUCGCAGGAUGAUGAGAGCGAUUCCGACGCGGAGGAGGAACAGACCACGAAGCGGCGCAGGCCCACCCUGGGCGUGCAGCUGGACGACAAACGCAAGGAGAUGCUGAAGCGACAUCCCUUGUCCGUCACCCUCGACCUGAAGUGCAAAGAUGAGAACGUGCUUCACCUGACCUUCCACUACCUGAUGAACCUCAACGUCAUGACAGUGAAAGCCAAGGUGACCACUGCUGUGGAGAUGACCACGGCCAUCAGUGCUGGGGACCUGCUCUCCCCAGACUCCCUCCUCAACUGCCUCUAUCCAGGGGACCACGGGAGGAAAACGCCCAACCCGGCCAACCAGUUCCAGUUCGAUAAAGUGGGCAUCCUGACCCUGAGUGACUACGUGACAGAGCUGGGACACCCCUACGUGUGGGUGCAGAAGCUGGGUGGCCUGCAUUUCCCCAAGGAUCAGCCUCAGCACACGGUGGCUGCUGACAACUCCCUGAGUGCCAGCCACAUGGAGCUGACGGUGAAGCUGCUCCGGAGCCGCCUGCAGUCCCGCCUGGCCCUGCACAAGCAGUUUGCAUCCCUCGAGCACGGCGUUGUGCCCGUGUCCAGCGAGUGCCAGCAGCUCUUCCCGACCAAGAUCGUCUCGCGCCUGGUGAAGUGGACAGCCAUUCCCUACGAGGAUUAUGCCGAGCUGCCCUACACUAAGGAUGUGAUAGAGGCUGGCUUGGCUGAAGACACUCACCUCUACUACAUGGCCCUGAUAGAGAGGGGAACAGCCAAGCUCCAGGCAGCCGUGGUGCUGAACCCCGGGUAUUCCACGCUGCCUCCCGUCUUCAGCCUGUGCCUCAACUGGAAGGGAGAGCGGAACAGCAGCAACGACGACAACAUUCGGGCCAUGGAGAGUGAGGUCAAUGUCUACUACAAGGAGCUGUGGGGGCCCAAACCGGGCUACCAGCUCCUCACCAACCAGCUGCAGCGCCUGUGCAUGGUGCUGGACGUGUACCUGGAGACAGAGCCCCACGAUCCCAGCGUGGAGGGGCCCAAGGAGUUCCCCCAGGAGAAGAUGUGUCUGCGCCUGGUCAGGGGUCCCCUGCGCCUGAAGCCCUUCAAGUUCAACUACCCCCAGGGGUUCUUCAGCCAUCGCUGAGCAGCCCUGGGCAUCACUCUGGGGCUCGUUCUCUCUGUGGAGGGAGUGUUCCCACCCUGACAUUUCAGCUCCUUUUCCAAGAUUCUGGGUUUUGUUUGAAGGUUUUGUAGUCAAAGGGAUUAAACUGAACUGAAGAAAAAAUGUGUGGGUGCCU